AUGGACACUGACUGUGCACGGGCGGACGUCAAUACACAUCAUCGUCAUCCUCUCCACUCGCUGCCUGCCUCUGCUUCUUCCUCUUCCUCCAGCUGCUGCUGCUGCUUCGUCUUCCUCCGGAGGAGAGGAAGAGGCCCUCCUCCUUCCCAAACCAAAUCAUACAGCCACUACCAUUAUUAUUAGCUACGAUGCUACGCUGCUCAUUCCACCUUCAACCCCAACCACACCCUUCCUCCUUCCCCGCUGCCGCCACCAACUGCAGCACCUCCUUGUGGUCUUCUUCUUCCCCAUCCUCCUCCUCAUCCCGCACCCACCACCAGAAGCAGAAGCUCCACCCGCCCGCCGCCCUUUCCCCCAUUUCCACCCCACCACCCACCCACCCACCUGACCACGACCACAAACAAGAUGCUGCCUCCCCCGAUGACGCCGAACUCCUCGCGCUCCUCCGCGCCCACGACACCGACGCCGCCUUCCGCCUCUUCUCCUCCCACCCCAAUGUCCUCCCUUCCUCCCCCACCACCGCCUCCCGCCUCCUCGCCCAGCUCUCCUUCAGUUCCAACAAUCCCAAUUCGUUCUCCCGCACUGCCCGCCUCCUCAACCACCUCCGCACCCGUGGCGACCUCUCCCUCCUCGACGCCAACUCCCUCUCCCUCGCUGCCGCAGCCGCCGCCCGCUCCCACAACGCCCGCCUCGCCCACUCCCUCCUCCUCUACAUGCUCCGCCAAGGCCUCCUCCCUGACCGCCGCGCCUACACCGCCGCCGUCGCCCGCCUCACGCCACCUACCAAGGCGCUCCGCCUCUUCGACGCCGUCCUCCACCACCUCCGCCGCGCGCCCCGCGACUUUCUCUCCCCAUCCUCCCUCCCCGACACGACCGCCUUCAACGCCGCGCUCAGCGCCUGCGCCGACGCAGGCGACUGCCACCGCUUCCGCCAGCUGUUCCACGAGAUGCACCAGGAAUGGAACGCCGCCCCCGACGCCCUCACCUACAACGUCCUCAUCAAGAUGUGCGCGCGCGCCGGCCGCAAGGACCUUGUCGCGCGGGUACUCGAGCGCAUCCUGUCCUCCGGCCUCACCCCCUGUGCCACCACCUUCCACUCCAUCGUCGCCGCCUUCGUCGGCUUCGGUGACAUCCCCACGGCGGAGAGGAUCGUGCAGGCGAUGCGGGAAGAGCGCAAAGACAUCUGCUUGCUCCUCAGAGCUGUGACCGCGGAAGCCGAGGGUGUGACUGACGUCGAGCAGAGAGACAGUGCCGCUGCUCUGCUUGACGACAUUCUUGUCAUAAAGCCGGAAGAGCAGAGCAGCACCCAAGAGCAAGAGGAAGAGGAAGAGGUACCGCUGCUGCCCAGGGCUUAUCCGCCCAACGCCAGGGUGUACACCACGCUGAUGAAGGGAUACAUGAACGCCGGCCGUGUCGACGACGUCGUGGCCAUGCUGCGGGCGAUGCGGCGAGAGGGUGAGACGAUGCCAGCAAGCCAGCCGGACCAUGUGACGUACACGACGGUGAUAUCGACGCUGGUCACCGCGGGUGACAUGGAGCGCGCGUGCGCCGUGCUGGACGAGAUGGCCGCGGCUGGAGUUCCCGCCAACCGGGUCACCUACAACGUCCUGCUCAGGGGCUACUGCCAGCAGCUGCAGAUCACCGAGGCCAGGGAGCUCUUCGAGGAGAUGACCACGGACGCCGGCAUCCAGCCCGACGUGGUGACGUACAACACCCUGAUGGACGGGUGCGUGCUCACGGACGACAGCGCGGGCGCGCUGGCCUUCUUCAACGAGAUGAGGUCGCGAGGCAUCGCGCCGUCCACGGUGAGCUACACGACGCUGAUGAAGGCGUUCGCGACGUCGGGGCAGCCGAAGGUGGCGCACAAGGUGUUCGAGGAGAUGGAGAGGGACCCGAGGGUGAGGGUGGACAGGGCGGCCUGGAACAUGCUGGUGGAAGGGUACUGCCGGCUGGGGCUGCUGGAGACGGCGAAGCAGGUGGUGGAGAGCAUGAAGGAGCGCGGGGUGCAGCCGGACGUGGCGACGUACGGCAGCCUGGCGAAGGGCAUUGCCGUGGCGCGGAAGCCGGGGGAGGCGCUGGUGCUGUGGAACGAGGUGAAGGAGGCGGUGGGGUUGGUGGCCGACGAGGAGCUGCUGGAGGCGCUGGCGGACGUGUGCGUGCGGGCGGCCUUCUUCAAGAAGGCGCUGGAGAUCGUGGCGUGCAUGGAGGAGAAGGGCAUCGCGCCCAACAAGACCAAGUACAAGAAGAUGUACAUCGAGAUGCACUCGAGGAUGUUCACCAGCAAGCACGCCUCGCAGGCGCGCCAGGACCGCCGCCGGGAGCGCAAGCGCGCGGCGGAGGCCUUCAAGUUCUGGCUCGGCCUGCCCAACUCCUACUACGGCAGCGAGUGGCGGAUCGAGCCCCUCGUCCAAGAUGAUGACUACGACGGCCCCAGCUGAGCACAAAAUUAAUAUAAUUCUGCUGUCGGCGUUGCAUGAAAUUGAAAUUUUUGACAAAUCCAAACUCGCAAAAGGGUAUAUAUUAUGCUGCUUUAGAAGUGCACGAUGGCAUGUCUACAAACGUGCCAUCCAUUAGACCUUUGUACGAGGAACGACAACUUAGUGUAAACCUCAGCAGAAAAAAGUGGAAUUCAGAUAUUCCUUCUACAUGUGAGAUCAGACUAAUGAUGAGCCAAGAGAAAAUAGAAAAGAGCUUUCUUUA
Phragmites australis (common reed) is the source of this 2700-nucleotide messenger RNA. RefSeq names its product pentatricopeptide repeat-containing protein At3g09650, chloroplastic-like. The record is from RefSeq and is a predicted model, not a curated record. Gene Ontology annotation, molecular function: protein binding. The transcript has a single exon. Lineage: Eukaryota; Viridiplantae; Streptophyta; Magnoliopsida; Poales; Poaceae. Bases 189 to 2438 code for a protein of 749 amino acids.